Saxophila tyrrhenica is the source of this 435-nucleotide messenger RNA. RefSeq names its product mitochondrial import receptor subunit Tom22 (gene tom22). Gene Ontology annotation, biological process: intracellular protein transport. Gene Ontology annotation, cellular component: mitochondrial outer membrane. The record is from RefSeq and is a predicted model, not a curated record. NCBI's taxonomy places the organism in Eukaryota, Fungi, Ascomycota, Dothideomycetes, Mycosphaerellales, Extremaceae. The transcript has 3 exons. Bases 1 to 435 code for a protein of 144 amino acids.
AUGGUCCAGCUAGAAGAAGUCGAAGAUGACGAGCUGAACCAGCAGCAACCCGGCCCGAACAAGGAGGAAGAAGAUGAAUGGGACACCGACACAGAAUCAGAAGUCUCCGACGUAGACGUAGACGACGACCUCGACGAGACCCUCCUCGACCGGCUAGCAGCCCUCAAAGACAUCGUGCCCCCAACCUACCGCAAGCAGCUCUCCAACGUGACAUCGACCGGCUACAGCUGGGCGGCGAAAGCCAUGAACAUGAGCGGCAAGACGUUGUGGGUGGUGAGCACGAGCGCGCUGCUGUUGGGUGUGCCGUGGGCGCUGGCUUUUAGCGAGGAGCAGCAGGUUCAGGAGAUGGAGCGGGAGAUGCGGAUGCAGCAGAAUGCGAAUGAGCUGCUCACGCAAGGCUCUUCGGGGCAGAGUAAUGCGAAGCCGGCGAUUUGA